Lentinula edodes (shiitake mushroom) is the source of this 3150-nucleotide messenger RNA. RefSeq lists its product as uncharacterized. Gene Ontology annotation, biological process: protein localization to plasma membrane. The transcript has 10 exons. The record is from RefSeq and is a predicted model, not a curated record. The coding region runs from base 106 to 3045 and encodes 979 amino acids. NCBI's taxonomy places the organism in Eukaryota, Fungi, Basidiomycota, Agaricomycetes, Agaricales, Omphalotaceae.
CUGCUUUCUGCAGUCCGAGUCCAUGUAAAAACAUUAAACAGCUGCUCGCUCUAAUAUCUCCACGCUCCCUUACAAUUCAUAUUUCCCAAUCAGGAUUCCCUCAAAAUGAACUUCCUUUUUACCCCCAACCACGUUCAGCUUCUCAAUUCCUGCUAUCCCCCUGCUUCAACUCUUCUCACUUCCGGUCCAGAGUAUUCGCCAAAUUCCCAAGAGUUGAGUCGGUUGACCUACUAUGCCUCAAACCAUCCUGAAAAGUUGACCAAGUUGGGCAGCGAACUGGAAAAACGAGUGAAGACCGAGAGCCGCAAGGCUCGUUCAGGAAACAUCAAGAUACGAGCAUCCCUGCUUAUCACUCUAGCAAUAUUGCGAUCGCUAGCUACAGAAUGUCGUCGAGAUAUUGCACUCCUUUCUCCCUCAUUGAUUGCGUCUGUUGAAAGCACCCUCUCCAACGAGUUAAAUGAUCUAGAAGUUGUUGCCAGGGCGGCAAGUGUGUUUAUUGCAUGGACUACCUUUACAGAUGGCCAUAUAAUAGGGGCAGAUAGCGGCUUCACCGAGAACUACCUCUCCAGUCUACGACAUUUUGCAUUUCUCUGUAGCUCCGAUGCACAGGACUUCGAAUUGCGUAAUAGAACUCGUCUCGUAGGGUUCGCUGCAAUCACUGGUGCUAUAAACUCUGAAGCGCUAUACAAUGACUCUUCCCAAUUCCGAACCCAGACGUCGAUCAUCAUGCGACCAGUACUUCAAACUGUACUCGAAACUGAUUUGGCGACAUUGAACAAGCAGGCGGGAAGUGUGAAAGACGCGUCGAUGUCUCCUUAUUUGGCUGAAUUCAGAACAAGACCCGUAAUUGAACGUCGUGCUGCGUCAAUCCACAUACACAUCGAUGGCGAAAACGGCCCCUCAAUGUCUGAUGUUUCAAGCGCCGCCCUUCGUGCCUUCUCUUCUCUUCUCGAACACGUCAAUGGUUCUCAGCUUGGCCAUAUAAUGCGCUCUUCCUUCGAUAGCCUUGAUGAGCUGAAGGGUUGGAGCCAUAUUGACCACUGCUGCUGGUUCAUACUGAAAACAGCGGAAUGGGCACAAUACCAAUACCGCUAUGCCAUCCCGACAUGGUUAGUGGAGCGUUUAUUGGAGAGUCAGGAUGCGUCUAAGACCACUGACAUGCAAAAGGCAUUAACAGCCAUGGUUACAACGGUGUUCAAUUCUCCGGUGCCUCUAAUCAACCUCUCUACUUCUGACAUACUGACAAAUCUGAUGUCGCUGCUGGUGCGGAGAAUAUCUGUCGACUUCAACCACGCUAUUAUCCCUUCACUAAUCAAGUGCAUCUCAUCCCUUGGGCGACAUGUUUAUUAUUCAGACCAAAUUCAUGACCUCGCAGCUGAGCUGAUCACGCACCUUUCCAUUGUGGAGGCUCAAGCCAUAUCCCCCCGCAGCGAUUCGCUGUAUGAGGAGAAACGUGCUCAUGCUUUAAGAUGUUUGAUAAUGGGCUUGGCAGGUUUGAUCAGUGCAGCGGACGACGGCGAGCACGAAAGGCACGAAAGACCGCAAAGCAAAGCCUCGUUGUCUUCAGAUCCAGAUGUCAAGCAUGAUGACCACUCUGAACAUCGGCGGUCCCGAAGAGCCCGGGUACCUCCAGAAAUCUGGCAAGAUACUAUCAGCCUCCUUUUAGAUGCAGACUAUGCAGUACGAGCAGACUAUGCAAAUGCGUUAGUGUUCUAUAUUGUCCAUGAGAUGCCCAAACAUGGUGACGUGACUGAUGCUGAAACCAAAACGCGUUUCCGUCGCGUUGCUGAUGGGUCUCAAACCGCACCUAUGAAUUCUUUACUGCAUUCCAGCGACCUGGGUAGCAAAUUUCUUCACGCUGUCUAUGCCUUUGUGUACAUCCUUUCCUCCUCAUCGCUCAAUCUUCCAAGUACCUCCAAUUCAUCACCCAGGCUAUCGACAAAGGAUGAACUCGAAAUUAAUAUCGAGCCAGCAACCCCUCUUCCGGAAACACGUAUUUUCGGAGAUAUGUCGUCUCAACAUGAUCGGCGACCUGGUGCUUUUCAUUCGCGAACGAGGAAGAUUGCGGCAGCUCUUUCGCGAUUAGAUAAAUCACAGAAGCUUUCGUCUUCAACUUCGGCAACAGUUUCUGACUAUCUUCUCAUACAAAAUAUACUUAUCGCAGUUCAUCAGCAGCUGCCAGUGCGCAGUUUAAUGGUUGGAGUACCGAUGCUGUUAGCACUUGAUUCUUUAUGCCAACAAUCCGAAUGCGAUUCCUCAGAGGUCAUGGCUCGUGUGCAUACGAUCAGAUACGUUCUUGCGAAAGUUUGGUUAGCCAUUGGUAAAGAAUGGGGUUCUACUGAGCUGCAGGCCAUUUCCGAAAAGGCUCUCGCAUCCUUACCACCAUCAUUAUUUCCACUAGACUCCCAAGCAGCAGAAAUAGGAACAUAUCACCCGCCCCAGAAUCCAGUUCCUAUCUCUUCCAUUGAUUCCAUUCCCAGGUGGUCGGGUGUUGAUACUAAAGCGGUUCUUUCGGUGUUGGCUUCGGACUCCGGCGUUCAAGAAGUUUUCGGUUCAGAUAGGGAGCAACUGUUGUCAUCAUUCUCGAAACCAUGGUCAACAGAAACAGCCCUGAGAACUGCCGUUGAACGACCGUCUACAUAUGAUGCCACUCUUCGUGGAGAUGGCGUUUCUCCUUUGCUGAAGAUAUCUCCUGGUCUCAUGCACAUUGAAAACAUAUCUUUACAAAGUUUGGCUCGUUCUAAUCGUGGUGUCGGUGUCACUGACCUUCGAGAAGCCCUCGAAGGAAGGAGCAGUAUGUCCAAUCCUAAUUUGGCGAGACCCGGUUCAAUAUCGACAUUGGACCAUGGGUCUUCUGUCAUGGGAGGCGAGGGCAGAUUUGUUCAGACACGCCCACGGAGUGCUAAAAAGCGUGCUUUGCCCGCUGGGCCUGGUGAAGUACGAGAUGUUUUGAAUAAGCUCGGUCUGGGAAAACAGAACGGAAGUCUACUUAAAGCCUCAUUUCCUACACUACAAUCCGAUCAAAGAUCAUCCGUUGUGAAAUAGAUCACAGCAUCUUCUCUCUCUUUAGGAUACAUAUACUACACGGACAAUGAAUCUUAUUUGGUAAUUCUGUUUGGGCAAAAGAUCUGGGGAAGGCAUAAUCAGAAA